Messenger RNA from Seriola dumerili (greater amberjack), 1197 nucleotides. RefSeq names its product gamma-aminobutyric acid receptor subunit rho-3-like. Gene Ontology annotation, biological process: monoatomic ion transmembrane transport; signal transduction; nervous system process. Gene Ontology annotation, cellular component: synapse; neuron projection; GABA-A receptor complex. The coding region runs from base 16 to 1197 and encodes 393 amino acids. NCBI's taxonomy places the organism in Eukaryota, Metazoa, Chordata, Actinopteri, Carangiformes, Carangidae. The record is from RefSeq and is a predicted model, not a curated record. Gene Ontology annotation, molecular function: GABA-A receptor activity; extracellular ligand-gated monoatomic ion channel activity; neurotransmitter receptor activity. The transcript is spliced from 9 exons.
GAGCACGACUUCGCCAUGAGACCAGGCUUCGGAGGUGCAGCCAUCCCUGUGGGCAUCGACGUGCAGGUGGAGAGCAUCGACAGCAUCUCCGAGGUCAACAUGGACUUCACCAUGACUCUUUACCUGCGCCACUACUGGAAAGACGAGCGUCUGGCGUUUCCGUCCCGCAACAACCAGAGCAGGACGUUCGACUCUCGCCUGGUGAAGAAGAUCUGGGUUCCCGACGUCUUCUUCGUCCACUCCAAACGCUCCUUCAUCCACGACACCACCAUGGAGAACAUCAUGCUGCGGGUUUACCCCGACGGAAACAUCCUCUACAGCGUCAGGGUCACUGUUACAGCUCUCUGCUCGAUGGACUUCAGCAGCUUCCCUCUAGACACACAGAACUGCUCACUGGAGCUGGAGAGCUAUGCGUACAAUGAGAACGACCUGAUGCUUUACUGGAAGAAUGGGAACGACUCUCUGAGGACGGAUGAAAUCGUCUUGUCACAGUUCUUCAUUGAGCAUUUCCACGCCUCCAGUGGCCUGGCUUUCUACAGCAGCACCGGUUGGUACAAUCGACUGUUCAUCAACUUCAUCCUCCGGAGGCACAUCUUCUUCUUCAUGCUGCAGACGUACUUCCCCACCAUGCUGAUGGUGGUGCUGUCCUGGGUCUCCUUCUGGAUCGACAGGAGGGCUGUUCCUGCACGAGUCUCUCUGGGUAUAACCACCGUGCUCACCAUGUCCACCAUCAUCACAGGAGUGUCCUCCUCCAUGCCUCAGGUGUCAUAUGUGAAAGCAGUGGACAUCUACCUGUGGACCAGCUUCCUGUUUGUCUUCCUGUCUGUCAUCGAAUACGCGGCGGUGAACUACUGCACCACUCUGGAGGAGAUGAGGAAGAUGAAGAGGGGGAAGAUCCCGUCCACCUUCAACGCCAGCCAGGCGAUGGCCUUCGACGGCUGCUUCCACGAUAAUGACAUGGAGCUGACCCCGUUCUCCCGGGUGGCGCCCACCCCGACCUCUGACCCUCUCACUACCCCGACCCAAAACCCAGACAUUCGCCCCACGGAGGGGACUCGCCUCCGCCGGCAGCGAUCAGUGCGAGAAAACGUGGACCUGCUGGUGAGCAACAGCUACAUGAUCGACUCGUACUCCCGUCUGGCCUUCCCUCUGUCCUACCUGCUCUUCAACACCAUCUACUGGAGCCUGUACUCCUGA